CAGGACUGAGACGAGAGGCGAAAGUUUUCAGAUAGAGCUGCAAACAAAACUUAUUGAGCAGUUGCACUCAAGACAAGAUAAUAGAUAGAUAGAGAGCGAGGAGGAUUGAGAGAGAGAGGGAGAGAGAGAGGAGGGCAUUACAUAAUAAAUCGGUAGCUAACAUUCGACCGGGACGAGCACCGACUGACACUUAACUUAUUACUAGGGUCGAACCUAUAUAUAGGCUAUAUAUUUUUUAAGCUUAGGAUUGCAUGACAGUUUAGGUAGGCCUAGUGCAUUAAAAAAAUAGUGUUAAUAGUUUCAAAUGUGUUUAUUGAAUAUUAGCAUGUAGAAUUAUGAGACCUCCGCAGCUUGUCACUCUCCUGGCGCGGAUGAUGAUGAUGAUGAUGAUGUUGACAAAGUUGUCAGGCACGCGCUUCUCUUCAUCCUGAUCGCCUUCUCAACUUUCGCCUCAACUUCUCAUCUGAUGUGUCCUGAAAUUGGAAAACAGGAGUAAACUGUUGCAAAUCACAACUGCGUUCAAGUCCUCAGUGAAAGCUAUGACCUCAGCCACGCCCCCUUCCUCCCGAAGCCCCUCCCCUCAGAAGGUGUGUCACUCACAGACUCAGACAGACGUCCUAAAGCCACUCCUGGGCGGAGGAGGCGGGGCUUCGCCAGGAAACGGGCCUGCGGCGUUGAGGCGUCGUCGACGGGUGCUAUCUAAAGAUGGGCGGAGCAACGUUCGCAUCGAACACGUCAGCGGCCGAGGGGCGCUUUACCUGCGUGACCUCUGGACGACCUUUCUGGACAUGCAGUGGCGCUACAAGCUUUUCCUGUUCUCCGCCACCUUCGCCGGCACCUGGUUUGUCUUCGGAGUGCUGUGGUACUUAGUGGCGCUUGUGCAUGGAGAUUUACUAGAGUUUGACCCUCCAUCCAAUCACACGCCGUGUGUGAUGCAGGUCCAAACUCUGACGGGAGCGUUUCUUUUCUCCCUGGAGUCGCAAACUACGAUUGGUUACGGCUUUCGCUGCAUCACUGAGGAAUGUCCGCUCGCCAUCAUCCUGCUUAUUGUCCAGCUGGUCAUCACCAUGGUGAUGGAGAUCUUCAUCACUGGGACCUUCCUUGCUAAGGUAGCCCGGCCAAAAAAACGUGGCGAGACGGUGAAGUUCAGUCAGCAUGCUGUGGUGGCCAAUCACGAGGGCCGACCGUGCCUCAUGAUCCGAGUCGCUAACAUGCGCAAGAGUCUCCUUCUGGGCUGCCAGGUGACAGGUAAGCUCCUGCAGACGUCGGUGACAAAAGAGGGUGAGACGGUACGUCUGGACCAGAGGAAUGUAGCCUUUCAAGUGGACACGUCCAGCGACAGUCCUUUCCUCAUUCUGCCCCUCACUUUCUACCACGUAAUAGAUGACAACAGCCCGAUGCGGGCCUGGGCUGCCAAAGGUGGUGGCUGGACAGAUCCGGAGAUGGCUGACUUCGAGCUGCUGGUGAUCAUGAGUGCUACCGUAGAGCCGACCUCGGCCACGUGCCAGGUGCGCACCUCUUACCUGCCCGACGAGAUCCUGUGGGGCUACGAGUUCCCCCCCGUCGUCUCCCUCUCGCCCUCUGGAAAGUAUGUAGCAGAUUUUGCCUUUUUUGACAAGGUUGCCAAGACCAAGACCCUGCCCGUUUUUAAACAAACCCCGCCUCCCGGCGGCACACAGUCUCCGCAGCAUCAGGGCAGCGGCGGCGGAGGCCAGGACACGGAGAAGAUGCGAUUGGAGGAGAGCUACCGGGAGGAAAGGGGGCGGGAAAGGGGGCGUGUCCGAGACCAGCAUAGCGUCCGCAUUAGUAACGUCUAGAGAGAGAUGAAUGACUGAGAAAGGGAUCUGAUGGAGAUAAACUGCUUGAGUACUCGUUUGAUUCAGCGUUAGCCAACUUUUUUUUUUUUUUUCGAUGCCACUGAGCUUACCUGUUUUAUUAGGUAGCGUGCCAGCAGAGUUGGCUAGCGCUGAAAUACACUGGCAUGCAAGCAUGUAAUAGAGAAGAGAAAGAGAGCGGCUAUGUUCGGAAGAGCACACUAGCAUACUACUCUUGACCGGUUUCUCUAUGAGCAGAACACAAGUUUGAUUCCUUUUCAUGUAAAUUACAAUUACAGGAGCAGAUUAUGUGUUCAUAAAGACUCAUUUUUGCACGGUACGAUGUAAAACAUCUUUACCAUAGUACCAACGAAUAUAUUUAGAUGUUUGCAUGACUUAAUCAGCUCCAUAUGUGUGGCUUUCUGAUGAUUCAGCAAUGCGCUUGUCCCUCAUGUUUGCUUUUUCUCACACUAUACGUUGGGUUUAGCGUAGGCCUACGUUAUUUUCAUUAUCUUUUACCACACUCACCAGAUAUUUCAUUUGGUCAUGAGGGUCUUUCGCCCUAGGCAGGUUUCUCUCACCUGGUGGGUGCGUCUCAAUUACCCCUUUUCCAUCAAAGAAGAACUGGUUCGGAACUGGUGCUGUUCAACUCAGAACCUGUUAGUUUUCCACUGACAAGAGCCCAGCGAAUGACGUUGUUACGUCACUGUGUACGUCACCAUACGUCUUAGCUUUCCCUGCAGACUGAUCUCAUGA
Messenger RNA from Pimephales promelas (fathead minnow), 2570 nucleotides. RefSeq names its product potassium inwardly rectifying channel subfamily J member 10a (gene kcnj10a). The record is from RefSeq and is a predicted model, not a curated record. Gene Ontology annotation, cellular component: plasma membrane. Lineage: Eukaryota; Metazoa; Chordata; Actinopteri; Cypriniformes; Leuciscidae. Gene Ontology annotation, molecular function: inward rectifier potassium channel activity. Gene Ontology annotation, biological process: regulation of monoatomic ion transmembrane transport; potassium ion import across plasma membrane.